GAGCUGCCAACUCCCAGCCCUGGGCAGUCAUUGAGGGACUCUGUGGCUGUCACUGCUCCAUGUUCUCCAGCCUCUCCAUCACCCUUCCAGCCCCCUGGCAUCUGAGCCCUAGUGGAGGUAUCCCUUUAUAUCACACUCCCCACUUUCCCCUGGUUUCACUCUGAGAUAAAGGGGCCAUUUCCCUCCCCAUGUCCAUAACAGCUCAGUGCCACAAGACCAGCCAAGAUGAUUUACAGGAACUGCAGGGUCUGGCGCAGUAUCCCAGGGAUAGUGAGGGUGCAUGGGAGUCUUGCUCCCAUUUUCCAUAAUAAAUCCCAGUGGGAACUGAAUGUUCUUGGUCAGGGAUGGAGACAAAUUCCACACCACAUUUUUCUUCUGAUCUGCCCUUGGGACUUUUAAUCUCAAAUCUGUUAUUGCCACCCCACUGAGUACUGGAAGGCAGGGAUACCAAUUACAGCAGGUUUGAUAUCCCUUCCAGCUAGGUUUUUUUCCCCUGACUAGCUUGGGGUGGUUCAAGCCAAUUCCUUUCCCUCCAUUAGCAGCAGCAGUGUGUGGGUGCUGGUUUCCUCACUCCAGUUUUGCUAGGUAUAAAGCCUUGGAGAGCCCCUGUCUGUCCCAUCCCUCUCCUGGCAGGUCCCUUGGGACAGGGCAAUGGCUGAGCUGCCCAUCGCAGAGCUGCCUCCAGCCUGCUACAGCGGCUACUUCACUCUCAGCACCCUCCUGGACGUGGAGGAGGGUGGUUGUGGUUUCUAUAUGCCCACCGAGGGCUCCAGUUGUGACAGAACCACCCAGCUCUUGGGCAGCAUCCUCUGCACCAGGACCUUCAGCUACAACAUGGUGGAUGUCAUGCCCACCUAUGAGUACUACACCAACAGCAAGAGGGUGGGAGACACUGGGAAAGGCAGACCUUUGCUGGUGAACCUGCACUCCAUCCUCAAGCUGGACCCAGGCCACCUCUGUGCAUCCGUGUCUGACCCACAGCGGAGCAAUGGGCUGAUUGAGGCCAGCUCAGAGGAGGUACCAGGGGAGCUGGGCAGAGACCUUGCACUGGAGCCCAUCCACUUUGGAUGGGUGAAGGGUGUGAUGGUGAGUGUGACUGAUCCCAUGGGAGCACCCUCUCCUAGGAGAGCUGGCAUGGUCCCAGUGCCCGAAGGCUGGUGGUCAGUGUCCCCUCUCUGUCCCCCCAGAUUUGCUGCAUUCUGAACAUCUGGGGAGAUGUCCUCUACCUGUGCCUGACCAGGUUCACUGCCCAGGCAGGAAUCGGUGGGUGCUGCAGCACAGCACAGGCAGGACAGCAGCACCAAACUCUCUGUCACCCAAAGCACUAGGGGGCCAGUGCCAGCAGCAUCAAGCAUGGUGGGAGGCAGUGGAUGGGGUCCUUGUGGGUCUCUGAGGGAAGGCAGGGGGGUCUAUGGGGCUGGGGGGUGGAUGGAGAUGGACACAGGGUCACAGCUGUGCCCUCUUCCUGCAGCCCUGAUGUGACUCAUCAUCCUGAUGUCUGCAAUGGUGACCACCAUCGCUGGCUUAUCCAUCUCUGCCAUAUCCACCAAUGGCAAAGUGAAGUCAGGUAGCAUGUGUGUGUCCUGGCACGGCCACCACUCCUGGCAUGGGCUGCAAGUUGCAAGAGGGGCCAAAAAACGUGCUGGAGAGGCAGCAAACACCACAGGGUGUUCCCACCGCUUCAGGCGGCACCUAUUUCUUCAUCUCAUGUAGCCUUGGGCUGGAGCUGGGUGGCUCCAUCAGGCUGA
Pezoporus flaviventris is the source of this 1748-nucleotide messenger RNA. RefSeq names its product solute carrier family 12 member 3-like. The record is from RefSeq and is a predicted model, not a curated record. NCBI's taxonomy places the organism in Eukaryota, Metazoa, Chordata, Aves, Psittaciformes, Psittacidae.